This is a messenger RNA of Fundulus heteroclitus (mummichog), 3156 nucleotides long. RefSeq names its product T-cell ecto-ADP-ribosyltransferase 1. The transcript has 4 exons. The coding region runs from base 503 to 1360 and encodes 285 amino acids. NCBI's taxonomy places the organism in Eukaryota, Metazoa, Chordata, Actinopteri, Cyprinodontiformes, Fundulidae. The record is from RefSeq and is a predicted model, not a curated record. Gene Ontology annotation, molecular function: NAD+ poly-ADP-ribosyltransferase activity; NAD+-protein-arginine ADP-ribosyltransferase activity.
CAACAAACAAUUUAGCUAAAGAAUCAUGGCACCGAUUGGAUCUCGUAUCAGGGUGUUGCCAACCCUGUAAUUUUCUCCUGUUAAACUGUAGGACAGUUGUGCAAAGGAACACGUUGUUAGGACUUUAGUUUGCGCUCCGCUUUUCGCAGGGAAUUAGAAAGAAAGAAAGAAAGAAAGAAAGAAAGAAAGAAAGAAAGAAAGAAAGAAAGAAAGAAAGAAAGAAAGAAAGAAAGAAAGAAAGAAAACAAAAUCACUUAGUUGAUGGGAGUCGUUUGCAGAAAUUCUUCCCUGUGAAGAACUCCAGUUCUCCCAGCAGUAGUCGGGUUUCCUUCCACAGGAAAAAGUAGGCAGUUGCAUCAGUAGAUAAGUAUUCCCACAGCUCUGCAGAAAGCAAUCACUCCACUGCAGUGUGAGGCUCAUGGAGAGGAUCCUACAACUUAGACAGCCUUGAAUUUUCCUUUUACUUGCUUCAGCAGUUUGAAGAAGAACAAGAGUCCCGAAAAUGUUUAGCAGGGGAAAACUGCAUCUGGUUUCACUCCUUUUCUCAUCUUUUUUCUUCAGCCAAGUUUCCCUGGGCAAUGCAAAACUUCUGGACGCAUCCUCCCCUGUUAUUGAUGACCUGUAUGAUGGAUGUCGUAAAGAAGCCAUGGAGAAGUUUAUUCCUGACGUAUUAAAGCAGGAGCUUGACCAAAAUGAGAAACUGCAGAAAGCUUGGAAAACAGGGCAGGAAAUGAGAACAAAAAAUAACUGUACCUCACAGAUCCCUGGAGGAAAUGAAGAGCACACUUCUGCUCUCUCUGCCUACUACUAUGACAAUGUAGAUUUUCUAAAAGAGAUGAAUGGUGCAGUGGAGACAAUGAUGGGCAAUGUUACCACGUAUGAAAGGGACUUCCAUUUCAAGGCCCUUCAUUUCCUGCUGAUGGACUCCAUGAUGCUGCUGAAGCCAAAGGAAUGCAGACAGGUAUAUCUCAUCCAGGACAGAAGAAACAAAAUACCAGAAGCAAACUCAAAAGUGAGGUUUGCGAGUUUCACCGAGGUCAAUCCAGACUUAAAAUUUAGUGAUUUGUAUGAGCAAACCGUUUUUCAAAUAACAACUUGCUUCUACGUCAACCUGGGCGACCAACUUUGUCAGAGCAAAGUUGGCAAAAUAAUUCUGUCUCCAGCUGAGGUCUUUACUGUGGAGAGAGUUGGCAAAAAGACGACUGAAGACGACGAAGAGUACACUGAGGUUGUUUUGAGCCAUCCUGCUCUGCAAAGCAACCAUAACUGUGUCAUGUUUUCAAGGUCUGCAGCUGACAUCACCGCCCAUUUGUUCCUUCCGGGUCUUGUGGCAUUAGCCAUAUUUUCCAUGUAUCUUUAAUAGAGCAAACAAUCAGUGUCCCUGAAAUCAAAAACACUGUUCCUUCUUGGACAUGUUUAUAAUAGACAAAAGGCCACCCUGCAGAAAGAAAAGCACUUGAAGUUAACAUGUUUUUGCCAUUUGAUAACUCACAGGACCAUCUCACCACGUGCCUCACCUUCUGAUCACAAAGCAAAAGCAUUAGGCCACAUGUUUCAUGUUGGAUCACAGCAAAAAGUAUGGGGGGAAAUUAUUUUAGCAAAUGGAAAAUGUGAAAAAAAAAUGUAUAUGAUAAGUGGGGAAAAUGUUCAAAUGUUAAACACAUUUAGGAAAAUGUUACACGUGAGGCAUUGUUUCCUACCUCUUUUACAUGUGGGCAUUUUCCCCACAUGUCAAAUAAAUGUUUUCCAUGAGUUAAACAUGUUGCUGCUGUCAUUUGCAAAAGUGUUUUUUUCGUAGUCACAUGUGGAAGUUUUGUCGCACAAGUUUCACAUGUUACGGCAUGCUAUCAUUUCCUCUUGUCUAAAAACCUGGGAAAAUGUUCAACAUGUGAAAUGUUUUUUUUUUUAUAUAAUUUCCAUGUAUGAAUUUUCCAACAUGUGAACUGCACGUUGUUUUAUGUUACACAUUUUGGUGCAAAUGUUUUCAACCGUGCUUUUUGUUGUCACAUGUGAAAUGUUUGCCCACGUGUGUUUGCAUAUUGGCAGGUUGUGUGUUGGAAUCCAGCUUCCUUAGCCACAUGUUAUAGUGUCCUUGGGCAAAGCGGUGAACUCCAAGUUUCCUACGGAUGUGCAGACUGCUGUAAACGUGUGCUGGGAUAACACCUUUUACCUGCGAUGCCAUGGAUUUCACAUGGGCUUCACAUUUACAGCGUCAGUUUCACAUGAGCUUCCCUUGUGAUCCCAGGGGUUUGACAUGUGUUUCACACGUUAUACCUUCAAAAUACACCAAAAUCACAUUUUCCAGGAGCAAAAUGUGUUUAUCAUGUGUGACGUGUAUAUCGCAGAUAAAUCUAAUGAGAAACUCCCCAUUUGUUGCCACAUUCAUGUGAACUUAAUGUAUUUUUUUCCGCAAGGGCUCAUAUAUAUAUAUUACUCUGCCUUUUUUAUGCAUUGCUUGCCUUUACUGUGAUGUCAGGAAAUGUGUACGGGAAGGAAGCGCAGAAGGGGCCUCAGUUGUGUAAAAUAGGGAGGGGGGGGUGGACGAACAAUGACCUUUGACAUACAGCAGCAGGUUAUUCCUCUGACAAAAAAAAAAAAAAAAUAGUGGUUUUCAGUUGAGGUUACUAGAAGUACAUACUGAGCUGUCUCCAGUGGAAUCAGACUAUAUAUAAGAUGUUGAAAUAAAAGAGGAAGAGACUUGUUACAGUAAAGAGGAAAAAGCAUUCCAGUCAUGAACCCGGGUUCAUUGAACUUACUGAAGUCAAGAGAUUUUUUUUUUUCUCUUCAGCUUAAAAUGAAACUUUUAACAUGACUGUCAUCUUGGGUUGGACUUUAGUUUGUCAGUUCUGAGGGGCAACAAAUCUGUAAACAUCUCAACCAGUACUUUGGUCACUGUUUACAGGCAGCCAGCAUGAAGGACUGACAUAAUACUUUGGUUUUUGUAUUAAAUAAAAAUGUCUUGUUCUAUUGUUCUAUUUAGUCCUCUGUCAAGUAUGCUACAUUAAAUGUGUAGAGUUCUUCUAAAAUGAAUAAAAGACUCACUGAGAUUAAAAUGCUUAAAUGAUUCUGUCAGAAGCUAAGAUAUGUAUCCCAUAGCCUAAAAGGUUGUCUGUUCUGUGUUACAUUCAGAAAAUCUAAUAAAUGUAAGAAGUAUUA